Molecule: messenger RNA, 1336 nt
Organism: Trichechus manatus latirostris (Florida manatee)
Lineage: Eukaryota; Metazoa; Chordata; Mammalia; Sirenia; Trichechidae
Gene: CABLES2
Product: Cdk5 and Abl enzyme substrate 2
Exons: 9
Coding region: 344-1336 (330 amino acids)
Biological process (GO): regulation of cell cycle
Source: RefSeq, a predicted model, not a curated record
UUUAAAAGAUGUAAAUUGUAUUGUGUUAAUAACUUGACUCAGGGUGGUCUUCAGACACCAGAAGAGCACCCCUUCCCUAAAGCACUGCCCCGCUCAACCUCCUGCAUGAAACGCCUUAGCCGCACGAACCGCCCUUCCCCCCAUAGAGCGGCCCGGUGGUGUCUCUGGGAGAAGGUGCCUUAAAGGCGUGUUGGCAGCGUCUGUGCUCGCUCUGCUUCUGAGGCCUCCCUGACUCCGUCCCCUCCCUGUGCAUCUUCACAGACGGCGUGUCACCUCCCAGCGCUGCUCCCUGGAGUUCUUGGAAGACGUGGUGGGGUGUGCCUCGGUGCAAAGAACCAAACACAUGUCUGGGUCCCCAAGACACAAAGGCUUGAAGAAGACCCACUUCAUCAAGAACAUGCGGCAGUAUGACACCAAGAGCAGCAGGAUUGUGCUAAUCUGCGCCAAGCGGUCCCUGUGUGCGGCCUUUUCAGUCCUGCCCUACGGAGAAGGCCUGCGGGUCAGUGACCCGAGGGCGGACGGCCAAAAGCAGCGGCGCCCGUCAGGUGGCGUCUCCGUGGCGUCUGAGAUGGUCUUCGAGUUGGAAGGUGUCGAGCUGGGCGCAGAUGGAAAGGUCGUGUCUUACGCCAAGUUCCUGUACCCCACCAACGCCCUGGUCGCACCCAAGAGCGACAGUCAUGGCCCAUCGGCCCAGCCUCGGACCAGCGUCCCCCGGUCUCUGCCAGGGUCAAGAUACAAGCCCGGCCCUGCCAAGUCGGUGCCAGCAGGCACAGAGCUAGGGAGCGACACCAGUGACGCCCUCGAGUACAACCCCGACCUGCUGGACGACCCGCGGUGGCCGUGUGGCAAGCACAAGCGCGUCCUCAUUUUUGCGUCUUACAUGACCACAGUGAUCGAGUACGUGAAGCCCUCGGACCUCAAAAAGGACAUGAACGAGACGUUCAGGGAGAAGUUCCCACACAUCAAGCUCACGCUGAGCAAAAUCCGGAGCCUGAAGCGGGAGAUGCGCAGCCUUUCAGAGGAGUGCAGCCUGGAGCCCGUGACCGUGUCCAUGGCUUACGUGUACUUCGAGAAGCUCGUGCUGCAGGGCAAGCUCAACAAGCAGAACCGCAAGCUGUGCGCCGGCGCCUGCGUGCUGCUCGCCGCCAAGAUCAGCAGCGAUCUGCGCAAGAGCGAAGUCAAGCAGCUUAUCGACAAGUUGGAAGAACGAUUUCGGUUCAACCGACGCGACCUGAUCGGGUUUGAGUUCACCGUGCUGGUGGCUUUGGAGCUUGCCCUGUACCUUCCCGAGAGCCAGGUGUUACCUCACUACAGACGCCUCACCCAGCAGUUCUAG